UCUACUAGCAUCGUAUAUGUCCGUGUCACUAAUUGCACCGCUUCUGUCAUUUGAAUUUCUUGGAGACAUAUGUAAUGUUGAUCAUCGCUGCUUGGUGGCGUUACCAAUACGCAUCCUGAAUCGCGGUUGUGCGUAGCUAUCUCAGUUGAUUUCAAGUUCUCUCCCGUAUCACCGUCGCAAACGGAACAGUCAGCUGUUGUGUCAAGUGAACAUCCUUAACCAACAAAUUGCAAGGAUAUUCGUGUAAUCCUGUGCGAUUCGGGUAUCCCACAAGAUAUCGCGGUGCCGUGUACAUCUCGGCGGGUCCAGCUGGCUAGAUUCAAUAGCGCGAUAAAGGAUGUUUAAAGAAAGUGAUAAUGGAUUGGGAGGUUGUAACGGCGGACCACCUCGUCCUCGGAGGAUAUUUCCCCGAUUUUCUCUGCGAAGAUUAUUAUAUUCCAGCCCGCUCAUUGGCCGACGUAUCACAAGAACGCCUAGCGCAAGUAAUAGAAAUACAAAAACUAAAGAUCAAUCAAGCGGCAGGAUAACGGACGUCGAAAAAGGAGAGGCUAGAGUAAGCAAUGGUUCAAGUCAUUUCCAAUUUCACAAUAUAGAUCUACAACGUGCUUCCAGCAAAGGUUCUGUACUUUCAUCUGCAGGAAAGAGUAAUGAGAAUGGGCUAAUGGAAUGUCCAUUAUGCUUGACUGAGCUACCAAUAGAAUUCUUUCCUGUUAUCCAAUCUUGCCAUCAUCGCAGCUGCUACGAUUGUUUUCAACAAUAUCUGAAAGUAGAAAUCUCUGAGUCCAGAGUCAAUAUUGCUUGCCCUGAGUGUUCAGAACUGCUACAUCCAAAUGAUAUUCGGAUGAUCUUGAAUGAUCAAACACAAUUAGAGAAGUACGAAGAUUUUAUGGUUCGAAGAGUCCUUGCCGUAGAACCUGAUGCAAGAUGGUGUCCUGCUCCAGAUUGCAGUUUCGCUGUAAUCGCCAGUGGUUGCGCUUCGUGUCCAAAAUUGCGUUGUGAGCGACCUGGUUGUGAUUCAUACUUUUGCUAUCAUUGUAAAGCACGCUGGCAUCCUAAUCAAACGUGCGAUGCUGCGAGAGCGCAACGUUCUCAAUAUUACGAGCGUAGCUCUUCUUUAAGUUUCAGUCAAAGUGAUUCACAACAUAGAGAUGAUAUAAAACCGUGUCCGAGAUGUCAAGUUCUCAUUGUCAAGAUGGACGAUGGAAGUUGUAAUCACAUGACGUGUGCAGUUUGUGGCGCGGAAUUUUGUUGGCUUUGCAUGAAAGAAAUAAGCGAUCUUCAUUAUCUUAGUCCUUCUGGCUGCACUUUUUGGGGUAAAAAACCGUGGUCUAGAAAAAAAAAGAUCCUUUGGCAACUUGGAACUUUGGUAGGAGCACCAAUCGGAAUUGGUCUCGUAGCUGGUAUAGCAUUUCCGGCCAUGAUCAUAGGUAUACCAGUAUGGGUGGGACAAAAAUUAUAUACGAGAUACGAGAAGGCUAACAAGCACAAAAGAAAUGCUUUUAUUGCUGGGGGAGUUACUGCAUCGGUUUUAGUAUCACCAAUAUUGGCAGGAUUAGCUGUGGGUAUCGGUGUACCCAUUUUAUUGUUUUACGUCUAUGGAGUGGUUCCAGUAUCGCUCUGCCGAAGCGGAGGCUGCGGUGUCUCCACGAGUGGUACCGGAGUACGUUUCGAUUUUGACGAUGAAAACGAGUUGAUGGGGGCUUUAGGUGUCCGCAACGGUGGAGAUGCGGCAUCGAUAGACGUUGCGAGUCAUCGCGGCGGCAAUCCUUCAAUAGGGGAAGCCUCGCUUUCAUUGGGUAGCGGCAGUCAGUUGGAGAAACUGGGUCGAGAAAAUGAUCGCGAAAGUGCUAGCAAUGUAGCCCUCGCAGGCACUAGUCUUGCAGGAAGUAUAGCUUCUAGCGUACUUCCUGGAGGUCAAAGAUUGGAGGUCCAGGCUGACGUCACGUCUACGCAACGCUUCAGUUCAUGUAGCGAGACCGCUUCCGCAGCUACUAGUUUAUCAGAAAAAUCCGUAAACGCUUCCAUUGCUUUAGACGAUGGCGCAGCCUCCACAAGAGCCUUGGCUGGUUCAGUUCUUAACUUUAAGAUCGAUGGCAGUUCAAUCAGUGGUGGCAGAAGCACAGAAGGAGAACAGGCAGUUAGCUCUACUAACGGCGGUCACAUGGACUCUGCUGGACAAGCUACUUCUUUAAGCUCGUUAGAAGAAGUGGCACCUGGUUUAGCAAAACGCACUCGUCGUAAACUCACAUUUGAUCGUCAGUGCAGCGAUUCGAGUAACUGGACCAUGUGCGGGGAAGAUGGUGGUUCAGAACGAGUACGAUUCGAUGAUCACGUCAGUGUAAUAGAAGCGGAUCAAGAGAGAGUAGUAGGUGGCAAAUUGGAAAGUUGCGGAAUGAAUAAUCGUUCAAUGGGAGGCCGUAAGCGAAACAAAGAUGCAGAACCAGAAACGGAUUCUCAAAAGAUAUCCAAGAAUUUGAACGGUGAGUUAAACGUCGAGAGUCCUGUAGAAGACACUUCGCGGGAGCGCGUCAACGUGGCCACUUUAAGAAACGUAUUUUUUCAUACUUCAGCGGUAUCUACGGAUCGCGAGAAACGAUUAUCUGUUAUAGAGGAGCCGACAUCAACUGUAUCGCAAAUUUCCGGCAAUCGAAUAUUCACGCCUUAUGACGAAGGGCAAAGCCUUAAUAGUACAGACGAAAGCUUACAUUGCUAAAAAAUUUAAGACUGAGCCUGUGGGUGUCAUGAUAUACACAUAUUUCUCAAAACGUCACGACGUAUGUAUACGUGCGUAUAUACAUUGUUGAGUGUGUAUAUAUGUAUUAAAUUACAUAAUAUUGUAUAAGGCGCUGAAUGAACGCGAUAAUUGUACAUAACGACGUACACAAUAUGCAUAUACUUUGAAUAUUACGAGGGAAGAAAUAAAGUAGGGUAAAGUAAUUUUAGUGAUCGUGUGCAUUUGCGCUGUGAUUAUACAUAUACUAAAAAUUGUGAGCAUACUAUAUAUAUACGUAUUGGCCUCCAAUUCGUUAUAAACAAUGAAAAAAAAAGAUCAAAUAUACAAAAUUUUUUUCUCGCAAGUUAAUUUUAUAAAAUGAUGUUUUAUAAUAUGAUUUAGAUUUUCCGGACUAUUAAGAAUCAAACGCGAAUGAUAGUAAUAAUAGUAUAAGUUUCAAGAAAACUUAACUUUUCUGAAAUUAAAUGAUUGUGUUCAGGACACAAAUGUUAUUUGGUACGACACCAAGUUCUUAAAUUAAAUCUCUAAACUAAGAUCCAUUUUUAAUUCAUUUUAAAUAUCUCAUAACCUGCUAAAGAAGCAUAAGCUAGAAAAAUAUUGGGAGAAAUCGCUGAAUCAGGAAUUCGGAUACCAAGUAAAAUUUAUGCCCUGCACACAACCAUUUAGUUUCAAAAAAAUAAUUUUUCUUGAAAUUUGAACUAUUAUGUAUUGGCUCUUAAUAGCCCAGAAAAUUUAAAUUGUGUUUUUAAUUUGAGAGCCUUAUCAAUUCUUUAAUAUUUAUACUUUGAUAUUUUAUAAUUUAUGAAGAUAUUGUUACUAUGCAAUAGAAAAAAUAAUUAUAUUAUCUCUAUGCCUAGAAUAAUAUUAAUCUUAUUUAAUCUUAUUAAUCUUAUAUUAUUUAAUAAAUAUUAUCAAAAUCUGGUUUGUAACGAGCGGGCGGACGAUACAAGCUAGGGAAAAAAAAAUAUACAAAGAUGAAAGUUAAUGUCGCAGAUUAUCGCUGCAUUUUAUAAAUCGAAUUCUGCUCAUUAUGUCUUUAAGUAUUAGGCAUUCUUAUUUAAUCUAUCGGCCAAUAUACAUAUAAAAAUAUUUGAAUAUACAUAUUUCACAGAAAACCUGUCUGUCCUUGCUGUAUGAAAAUAUAUGUAAUAUGACAAAUA
Molecule: messenger RNA, 3894 nt
Organism: Cataglyphis hispanica
Lineage: Eukaryota; Metazoa; Arthropoda; Insecta; Hymenoptera; Formicidae
Product: E3 ubiquitin-protein ligase RNF19A-like
Exons: 13
Coding region: 338-2713 (791 amino acids)
Biological process (GO): protein polyubiquitination; positive regulation of proteasomal ubiquitin-dependent protein catabolic process; ubiquitin-dependent protein catabolic process
Cellular component (GO): cytoplasm; ubiquitin ligase complex
Molecular function (GO): ubiquitin protein ligase activity; zinc ion binding; ubiquitin conjugating enzyme binding
Source: RefSeq, a predicted model, not a curated record